Messenger RNA from Culex pipiens pallens (northern house mosquito), 780 nucleotides. RefSeq names its product zinc finger matrin-type protein 5. Lineage: Eukaryota; Metazoa; Arthropoda; Insecta; Diptera; Culicidae. The transcript is spliced from 3 exons. Gene Ontology annotation, molecular function: zinc ion binding. Gene Ontology annotation, cellular component: U12-type spliceosomal complex. Bases 55 to 564 code for a protein of 169 amino acids. The record is from RefSeq and is a predicted model, not a curated record.
UACGACUCGGCAUCAGUUCAGUUCAGUUUUCCAACAGAUUCACUAUCUUUUUUAAUGGGAAAAAAGUACUUUUGCGAUUACUGCGAGAAGCACAUCCAGCGGGAUCCCAGCAUUGUGCGAAAACACAACGAAGGGAUCCCGCACUGUCGUGCCCGCGCGGAGUAUUACGAGAGGUUCAAAGACCCGAGCGUCAUCUUGAGCGAGGCAAGUGGAAAGAAACAAUGUCGCACGCUAAUGACCGGAGCCGAGUGCCAGUUUGGGCCAAACUGUCGCUUUAAUCACUAUACGACCGCGGAAAUGGAUAGACUGGGUCAGCAAGUUGACUGGACGGCUCGUCAGAAGGCAAAACGCACCGAGGAAACGCUCCAGAAGCUCACGAAUGCCCCGAACAUCGUGCAGCAGUUUCUGGAACGUCGUGAAGCCAGGCUGGCCAAGGAGCAAACCGAGUACAAACCAUUCUGGAGUUAUUCGGAGGAGCUUCGGGACGGUGAUCUUCCGCCGUCGCUGCGCGAGAUUGACCCCGGUCGGAUCGAUUCGAGCGGAGGGUUUGCCCGGUGGGGAUAGUCAUCGAAAAUGAAAAAAUAAACUUAUGUUUGUAUUAAAAUAUAUAUUAGACAUCUAAUAGAUUUAUUUAUUAUCAGUUCCAUCAGUAUACUAUCUCUCAAACUUUCAGAUAUAUAUCAUGUAUGUGUCAGCUAUCUGCAGCCGAGUGCUUUUGAGUAAAUCACAAUCAGUUUAUGAUAUUUGUUAUAGAUUUUUCUUUAAUACUUAUUUUGCCAA